Messenger RNA from Phacochoerus africanus (Common warthog), 2659 nucleotides. RefSeq names its product enkurin, TRPC channel interacting protein (gene ENKUR). Gene Ontology annotation, cellular component: acrosomal vesicle. Gene Ontology annotation, molecular function: calmodulin binding. The transcript is spliced from 5 exons. NCBI's taxonomy places the organism in Eukaryota, Metazoa, Chordata, Mammalia, Artiodactyla, Suidae. The record is from RefSeq and is a predicted model, not a curated record. The coding region runs from base 358 to 1128 and encodes 256 amino acids.
ACAAUGGUUUUUAUGUUGAUCAUCUGUGACAGGAAUGGAGCUGCAGAGGGAGGAAGAGAGGAAACCUAGUUUGCGGUGCUGCCUGCCACUUCCCCGUUGCCUAGUAACUGUUUCCACGGCAACCGCGCCGUCAACAACGCUAAGCAAUCCCAGGAGUGAUAGAAAAGUUAUUUUAUUUUCUUCCCAAGAGAGGACCGCUUAGAGGAGGUCAAAGGGGAAUUGUGUGACACACAGAAGCCUUAGUUCCUUGAGAAGACAGGAGAGUAGGAGAGGAAAGGGGGAGCAGUGAAGAAAGGGAUGGAGAUAUUGGUAUAGUGAGAAAAAAGCUGAGUACUUUUAAGGAAUCAUUUGGUGGCCAUGGAUCCAACGUACUCUUCUGAGAGCAUUUAUAACCUCAUACCCAGUGACUGGAAGGAGCCUCCUCAGCCUCCUAGGUACAUAUCAAUUUUUAAGGCAACUGUAAAAGAUGACAUGCAGAAAUUUAAAACUGCAAUGAAAACCAUGGGACCAGCAAAACUUGAAGUACCUUCUCCAAAGGAUUUCUUGAAGAAACACUCUAAGGAAAAAACUCUACCACCCAAAAAAAAGUUUGAUCGGCAUGAGCCCAAAAAGCCUCCUGUGCCAUUGAGAACUGAACAUCCAGUCAUGGGAAUACAGAGUGAAAAAAACUUUAUAAAUACAAAUGCAGCCAAUGUCAUUAUGGGAGUGUCUAAAAAGCCUAAACCAGUUUAUGUUGACAAAAGAACUGGGGACAAGCAUGACCUUGAAACUUCAGGACUAGUUCCAAAGUACAUCAAUAAAAAGGAUUAUGGUGUCACGCCUGAAUAUAUAUGUAAGCGAAAUGAGGAAGUGAAGAAAGCCCAAGAAGAAUAUGAUAACUAUAUCCAGGAAAACCUCAGGAAAGCAGCUAUGAAAAGACUGUCUGAUGAAGAAAGGGAGGCGGUUCUGCAGGGGCUGAAAAAGAACUGGGAGGAGGUGCAUAAGGAGUUCCAGUCCCUCUCAGUCUUCAUCGACUCCAUACCUAAGAAGAUGCGCAAGCAGAAGCUAGAAGAAGAGAUGAAGCAGCUGGAGCAUGACAUUGCUGUCCUCGAAAAGCACAAAAUCAUUUAUAUUGCUAAUAAGAAAUAGUGGACUUUUUAAAUGUGGUCAUAUUAACAUAGGAGAAACCAUGGAAAACAUAAAAAUGAAACCAUGAGUUUUUCAAAAAAGAAAAUACCAUGAAGAGUAUAAAAAUGGCCUUUACCAAAAUGCUUAGGCAAUGUUUAAAGAGUAAUUGGUUUAUUUACUUAUGCAGAGAAAAAAAAAAUUUUUUUACUAGUGUCAAGGCUUCCAUAUAUAACCUGAUAAAAGUUUGAUAUUAGGUUUUCUAGCUCUGUAGCAUAAUUCAUUAUUACUAUAUGCUUGUUUUAGAGAAACAUUUCUGGGCCCUGAAAAAAUAAAGUCAGCACUCAGAAGUUCACAUUUUUUCUAAACUGCAUAAUACAAGGAACACAACAUUAAAAACUGUUAAAAGUAUUUUGCAUUGGAAAUAGUGGCAUAAGCUUUUUUUACUGCUCUGAAGUGUUUUCUACCUAUUGUUUCAGAGAUCCACAAAUGACAUACAUUCUCCAGUAGCCUGUGUCAUGUGUGGCUAUUCACACCUAUAAACAUUUUUAAUGUCCGUGAUGUUAUAUAGGCUGAGAGUUUUACAUUUGGAGGAAGGAAAAUUAAGAAGACAACAUAAAAUCAAGGAGACAUGUAUCACUGAGGACUGUGACCGAGAAUAGCCUCCUUCCCGACAUUCAGCUUUUAAAACCUUUGCUAUUCUAGGUGCUUUAUCCCAUAAAUUACUAUAUGUAUUUCACUAAAACGGGAUGUUACUUUUUCUUUUCGGUUUUCCCUAUUUUUGUGAACUCUAAUGUUUCUUUUUGUAAGGUUACAUAAUUUAUUAGGCCAUAAGUUUAUGUAAGUAGAGCUCUCUUCAACUCAAAAUAAAUAAGCAUAUAAAUAUCCAAGAAGGAUAAGAUUCUUUUAUGAAAUUUUAAAUUGGAGAAAUUUGGUAAAAAUAUAUAAAAUGACCAAAUAUCAGAGCAAUAACAAUUUCUACUGAAAUGACAAUGCUUACACUGAUUUUUAUCCUAUAGACAACACAGAAAAAAAAAAUGACAUUUUUUUCCUCAAGCUUUUUCACAAAGACAGAAUUUGGGACCAUUGUAGAAAAGCUUACUUUAAAGAAAGAUUUGUGUAUACAAAUAUUUUUGAAAACUCUCUUUAAACUUUUUUUCACAUCUCUUUAUAAGCAUCAUUUCUUUAUUCCUUUCUUAUUUUAGGACAGAUAUAAAGUAAAGAAUAGUACAGUUGACCCUUGAACCACACAGGAGUUGGGAGCACUGAUCCUUCACAGAGUUGAAAAUCUGUAUAUAAUUUAUAGUCACCCCUCUGUAUCCUUGGUUCUUUGUAUUUAUGUUUCCCUAUGUGUGGAGUCAACCAGCCACAGGUCAGGUAGUGCCCUAAAGUUGACUAUUGAAAAGAAUCCACAUGUAACUGGACCCACAGAGUUCAAACCUGUGUUGUUCAAGGGUCAACUGCGUUUGGUAAAUUCUCAUUUAUCCCAGAAUGGUCAGAUGGUUGCUAUUUGGGGAAGGCUAACAGCUGUAACAAUAAAUUUAUUUAAACACAA